UAUGUAUACACUACAGCCCUUUCCAACUCUUCUCCGGAAUGUUGCAAGGCCUGCCAAAGCAGAUGGUAGCAGGGUAAGUAGCAGGAAGGGUAGAAGAUUAACAGGAAAUCCUGUUUUUCUAUGGAAGACAAUUCAAACAGGAUUGGAUAUAGCCCCAUAUUUUGUCAGAAUUGCAAAAAUCCAACAAAUGCCGUGUGUGUGUGUGUGUGUGUGUGUAUUUGUGUAUUUGCUUAUUGGAUGCUUAACAAUGUUAUGAUUGUUUUUAAACAAUGCAGUUAAAAAUGAAUAGUGGUAGGUACAGUCAUUUUGUACUAAAUUACAAUAAUAUGGUAAAAAGCAACAUAGAAUAUAGGGCUAGCGAGAAUGUUUGUUAAACAUGUGAUGUAUGCGGAAAACCAGCCCAUGACAAACCUUAUGCCCACAGAAGGCAAAGAUUGACAUACAGUUGUUUCUGCUUGAGAUUUCAAUCGAUUGAUGGCAACCAUUUCAGCGAAAUGCAGAAAACGAGAGUUCCUGUGGUGCAGCAAACUUGAAUGCAGUGUUUGAAUUGACUUGGUGAUGUGUAGCUAGUAUAUGUCUCGCAAUAGCAGAAGAAGGCAUUUUGUGGCCGUGGUUUGCUGUUGGAUUACCCAGUAUUGUCGGAACCCAUUUCAGAAAUUGCUCCUUCAUUUUGAAAACCAGGCAUCUAUCAGUUCUGCUGGUGUAAUUGUCUCCACAAUUACAAACAAAUUGGUAAAUACAAUGGGCUUUGAAGCUCACAGGCUGUGUGCUUCCUUGAUUGAUAGUAAUGGUAGCUUAUGGGUUUGAUACAGUACGUAAAACUUGGCCAUACUGACUGAUUCAAUUAGGUGCUUAAACAUUGGGUCGUCAGGCAUGCUAUCUGAUCUUCCUUAAACAGCAGCUCAAUAAUAUUUUCUUUUUACUGGCAGUUGAAAUUGUCAGUUUUGGGUCUCUAUUAUUUUUAUUUUUGAUUAUUUUAUUUUUAUUCAGGUAUCAUGGAAGAACUAGCUGAAGAUGACAUUGAUAUCCUGAACCAUGAAAAAGCAGACACUCAUCAGAGACAAAAUGGACAAUUUCCUAUUCCAGUGUCUUCAGGAGAAGAAUCAGUUGCUUCACAUUUUGCCCUUGUCACUGCUUAUGAAGAUAUUAAAAAGCGCCUGAAAGAGACAGAAAAAGAAAAUUCUUUCUUAAAGAAAAGAGUAAGAUUGUUAGAAGAAAAGCUUCUUGAAUCCCAUUUGGAAGAAGCAACAAGUUCUGUGGGUCGUGAGCAAGUUAACAAAGCUUAUCAAGCAUAUCGGGAAUCUUGUAUUGAACGAGAUAAUCUGAAAAGUCAACUGGAUAAAACGAUGAAAGAGAACAUGGAAUAUGUGAAAAUCUUGAAUGAGCAGUUGCAGUCUAAAGAAGUAGAACUCUUACAGCUAAGAACAGAAGUGGAAACUCAACAAGUGAUGAAGAGUUUCAAUUCUAACCCAUCUAACUGGGAAAUAGACAAACUGAACAGUGAGCUGAAGCUGCACAAUUUGGAGCUGGAUUUGGAGAAACUGAGGGAAGAAUGCAAUCAUCUUAAGAAGGAAUUGCAAAAAUCUGUUGAAUCCCAAGGAAGUUUAAUAAAUGGAGAGCUUAUCCAACAGCAAAAUAUCCAUAGUGAACGCAUUCAGCAGGUAUACAGGGAACUGAAGAGGGAGAUGUCUAAUUUGCAUCUGGUGACUAAAGUGCAAGCUGAGAUGCUGAAGAAACUGAAAUUGAUUCCAUCUACAACUAAGAAAGUGCCAUCCUAUACCUCUGUUCAGCGUAUUGAAGAUCUUGAAAGGGAUGCUACUAACCUCCACUUAGGUGCUUCUGGAGCAAUAUGCAGAAAUAGAUUACUUCAAACAAGUGGUGAUGUUUUUGGUAAUCUUGCAUCAUCCUCACCAUGUACUAAUGAGAAAUUUAGUUCUGCAUGUGACUCUCCAUUUCUGGAACAUAACUCCUAUGGAAAAAAUUCUCUGGAAGAUAAUUCUUGGGUAUUUCCAAGCCCUCCAAAACCUAGUGAAACAGUAUUUUGGGAAAUGAAAAACAGAGUGACUCACUUAAACUUUCCAGGAAAUAACUUAGAUCAAUAUAACCAAAAUUGCUUGCAUAAGAGCUAAGAGCAGAAGGAGGAACUUGAAAGUAGUCCUCAAUAAGGCCUUGAACUUGUUAGUAGAAAAUAAGAAUGGAGAGGAAUAUAAUCAACUUUCAGUCUGCAUGAGAUUUUCCCUGUUAUCUAAACUUGAAAAACAGUGAAUUCAAAGAAAUAUGGUGAAUGAAUCUGUUAUUUUCUCAAUUUUCUGAUUGCACAUUGGCAGAUUUCUAAAAUAUUAAAUUGUGGAAUAAAACAAAAACAUCAUGUGGUAUGAAUAAUAUUGUUCCAAAGUAUGUUACAUUCAAAAAUUUUGACAAGCUAUGAGAAGGAUUUAGUUUUUGGACAAGUUUUGAUUUAAGCUCGGGUAAUAAUAUAUUCAAUUCUGAAUAUAUUCAAUUCCCUGGCUUUUGUAUGAUAUGCUGAAAAGGAGUAAAUAAAUUAU
Molecule: messenger RNA, 2546 nt
Organism: Pseudonaja textilis
Lineage: Eukaryota; Metazoa; Chordata; Lepidosauria; Squamata; Elapidae
Source: RefSeq, a predicted model, not a curated record